Molecule: messenger RNA, 1686 nt
Organism: Merops nubicus (carmine bee-eater)
Lineage: Eukaryota; Metazoa; Chordata; Aves; Coraciiformes; Meropidae
Gene: TMEM59
Product: transmembrane protein 59
Exons: 8
Biological process (GO): positive regulation of autophagy
Cellular component (GO): lysosome; late endosome
Source: RefSeq, a predicted model, not a curated record
CGUCCGAGGCCUUCGACUCCGUGCUGGGCAACACGGCGUCGUGUCACCGCGCCUGCCAGCUCACCUACUCCCUGCACACCUACCCCAAGGAGGAGGAGCUGUACGCCUGCCAGCGAGGCUGCAGACUCUUCUCCAUCUGCCAGUUUGUGGACGACGGCAUCGAUUUGAACCGAACCAAGCUGGAGUGUGACUCUGCCUGUACUGAAGCAUACUCCCAAUCUGAUGAACAAUAUGCUUGCCAUCUUGGAUGCCAGAACCAAUUGCCAUUUGCUGAGUUAAGGCAAGAGCAAUUAAUGUCCCUGAUGCCCAGAAUUCAUCUCCUCUUUCCUCUGACACUGGUGAGAUCAUUCUGGAGUGACAUGAUGGAUUCAGCUCAGAGCUUCAUAACAUCCUCAUGGACUUUCUACCUUCAAGCAGAUGAUGGCAAAAUUGUCAUAUUCCAGUCAAAGCCAGAAGUACAGUAUGUUCCACAGCUUGAUCAGGAAACUGAAGAUUCAAGAGGAUCCUUGUCGCUGAGUAAAACAGCCUCCGAGGUGCGUCCCGGAGGCGCGCAGACGUACCGAGGCCUCUUUGAAGAGCGAGGAGGUGACAGCUUCUUCAGGUGUCUGUCCAUAAAUUCCAGCUGGAUUUUAACCACUACACUCGUCCUGUCGGUGUUGGUGCUGCUCUGGAUUUGUUGUGCAACUGUAGCCACAGCUGUAGAGCAGUAUGUUCCCUCUGAGAAGCUGAGCAUCUAUGGAGAUUUGGAAUACAUGAAUGAACAAAAACUGCACAGAUACCCAUCCUCUGCACUCGUUGUGGUGAGAUGCAACCCUGAGGAGCACGAAGAAGCAGGACCUCUUCCUACAAAAGUCAAUCUGGCUCAGUCAGCAAUUUAAAUAAGCCUCCAUUGGAUCCAAUAGACUAAUUCUAACAGAGCUAGCAACUCCUGAUCUUUGUGGUGGUUCUUCAGAUAAGAAGCUUAGCAGCCAGUCUUUAAAUGCAAAGUUACAGAAUCAACCAAUGUCAUGGGAUUUGUUUUCAGCUAGUAGCGAAGACUUGGACAUCUUGAAUUUGUUUGUUUCCAGGCCUAAUCACUUCUCGCUGGUGUCUUGCUGUGUGUCUUUCUGCUUACAAAAGCUGUAAGCAUGCUUUCCAUACUCCUGCCAUGACACUUCCAGACUUACCUGUGUGUUCUAGGAUGUAAUGUUGUACAUUCAGAGUUAGCUUUGUAAAGGUAUAAGGACUUUUAAGUAGACAGGAGACGCCUUUUUAGUGUUGCACUUUCUGUUGUAGUUAAGAGAAAAUAUUAUAAAAUUAUCUGCUGAAUUUUUGUACCUGCUAAUGGCCAUGCACAAACAACCCUGUCUCCAAAAAUAGAGUUAUAUUUUUUCUACAGUGUGGCAAUACCUGUGAUGGAAAAUGUUUGUGAGGUACUGGGAGGCUAGACCUCAAUUUGUGAAAGAUGGACACUUUGUUAAAGCUCAUGGAGCUAUCCCUGCAUACACAGAACACAACAUGGUCAAUUGUUUUGUUGAAUUUUAGCCUUUAGGUCUUCAAAUUGCUUGUAAAGUUAGCGCCUGUGUUCUCUGAAGAAAUUCUACUUUCUGUUCUUGAUUAAUUAUUCUAGUCUUGUAACUUCAUUUACAGAAAUAAGUUGAUUCCUGAGAAAUGGGAACAGAUGAAUAAAAUUGACUGUAUAGAAAA